CAGCCGCCAGUUCGCCGUGAGCGUUCGUAAUGCGAGGACAGUCUGUGGCCACGUCAGCGAGCGCGGAGCAAUCUCACCUCUCGCUUUAAACGACACAGAGAGUGAGCGAACACGCAGGCGACAAUCGUCGAUUUUCCUGAUUCUCGGAAAGCGAGCAAGAUCGGACGAUCAGAGAGCGAAGGCUUCUCCGCUCAUCUUUUUACGAUCGAGCCGUCAGACGGGCGCCGUUCUAACUUCUAAACACAAGGAUUUGAAACGUGCACGAGGAUCGGCAACUUCGAAUUUAUUAUUCCGUUCUUCUCUUCACUUUUGUGGAAGAAUUCGAUACGAAACAACUAUUCGUUCGGUUGGAGUUAAAUGAUUCGGGUGACGUGUGUUCGAUCCGAAUGAUCCAGAGUUUCGACCGAAUCAGCUGAUCGCGAUACCGUUUCAACGGUUUAAUGGACUUUGUGGAGCUGCCUUGUGCGCGCGUCUUGCAUCGUGACGAAGGAGAAACAGAAACAGUAAUACGGACAGCUGAGUAAGUCGCGCGUGUGAGAGGUGUAAGUGGAAGAAAGAAAGGAGAUCACAUAAAAACAGGUGAAAGAAAAACAGACUUUUUCUCAGUUUGAAGUGUUGAGACAUUCUUCCGGUUGUUCCGGCAGCGCGCGGGUUUGUUUUAAUUUCGCGCGGCACCGACACCUGCUACAACUGCAACAACUGCGCGGGGGGGAGGGAGGAUUUUAUCGCGGAACUUUCGUGGCGCCGCCGUAUACCGUGUGGUGUGCGCGGGGUGAGAGCUUGAAGUUUGCGAGCGCAAGGUGGGACGGAGUGCAACCGUGCGCGCGCGCGUGCGGGAUAAAGAGAGAAAGAGAGAGAGAGAGAGAGAGAGAGAGAGAGAGAGAGAGAAAGACAAAAACGAAACACGAUACUCCGAGAAAGUUUACUCGCGACGUGCCGGUCGCGCUAGAGAACACCUCAUUCUCUAUAUACGAGAGUAGGAUCGUACCACGCGCCAGAGGAAGCCGUCAGACGGAAGCGAAGAAAGGAGACAGAAGAGGAAACGACAAGAACGGUAGGGAGGAGAGAGUGCGUCACCGCGUGCAUUCGUCUAUCGUUGUCAUUCUCGCGCUCCCCCCGCCUUUGUGCUCCUUGUGAUUGUCGCCGUGCCUUCGCCUAUGGCUUGUCAGUAGCGGAGAAAAACAGACGGAAGAGCGAAGGAUAGAGAGACAGGAGGACAGAGGCGGACAGGCCGAUAGAGACCGUCGAGGCAGAUAUUUCUCACUAAGAGGGAACAGAGGGGGGCAUCCCGGCAAACUGAAUAUGUCCGCCAAGCGAAAGUCCACUGCCAUCAUGCAGCAUCACAAGGAAAACAUCUCGACCCCGGAGCCAGCCGACAUAUCCGAGGACGAUCACUAUCCAAUUUCGGCAGGCUCGCUUAUGAAAGACCCGGAUAAGCUGAAGCUGAUGCUGCUCGCGUGGAAUUAUAAUCUUCAGGCACAGGCACAAGCGCAGGUCCAGGCAAACGCCCUCUCGCCAAAUAACUCUUCGACUACCACAGCUACCACCGUUGGCACACCUGUCACCAGCCAAUCAGCUAUUUCCACGGCAAACAACACCAUUAACAACUCUACACUCACAGAUUCCCGAAACGGUUCCUCGGAAUUGGUGGACAUGCCAGCGGGAACCGUACCGAGUUUGGGCGCCGUGGCGGGCGGCGAGGACAUGGCUUCCUUGUGGGCAUCUUACGCCAUGGGUUACAAGAAAACGUCCCCGCCGGCGUCGUCGGUGACGCCCUCGCGAUCGGAUCGCGAUCGAGAGUCCAGCCCGCCCGGCGGCGAGGGGACGGGAAGCGCCCACGAUGAAACCAGCAGUAGUGGCAAUAAGGAAGACGAGGACGAUGAUGACAUGGAUGCGGACGAAGGACUAGACCCGAGACAUCACGAUCCGGAACGUCUCAAGGCGUUCAACAUGUUCGUCAGACUGUUCGUCGACGAAAACCUCGACCGUAUCGUGCCGAUCUCGAAGCAGCCCAAGGAGAAGAUACAGGCGAUCAUCGACAGUUGCACGAGACAGUUUCCCGAGUUCGCCGAAAGGGCUAGGAAGAGGAUCCGAACGUACCUGAAGAGCUGUCGGAGGAACAAACGCGGCAGAGAGGGUCCUUGGGACACCGCGAGACCCACGCCAGCACACUUGACCUCCGUGCAGGCCGAGCAGAUUCUGGCAACCGCCUGCGAAAACGAGAGCGACAACGCGAAACGCAUGAGAGUCGGUUUAGAGCCUGUGUCGCAGCCUAUGCCAACUCUUCCGGCCGCAACGCAAACGGACGUUCGAUCAAGUUUGGAACACUUCUCAAGCACGCCGAUUAAAUCACUUCCGGGUAAGAGGGAGGAUACCCCCCCGGCAUCACUAACGUCCCUGACACCUUUAACCAGUUUGGCGAAUUUACCGAGCAGCACCCUUUCCUCCACGCCGUUGUCGCUCGCAUCCGCGUCAAAGUUGCUCACGCCAACGGACAACAAGAGUCUCAUGAGCCAGGCGACGAUAGUCAGUUCGUCGACGGUGAAUGGUGUCGGCAGUGGCGGUGCACCGACAGCCAUGUACAGACCUAACUUUAGCCAGGCGUUUCAGCGCGCCGGGCCUACAACGGUACCGCCGACCCUCUCAGCCGGGCUCUACCCGACCCAAAGUUUCACAUCAGGCCUACUGAGCAACGGUACACAAAGACCGACUGACCUUAGCAUGAAGAACACGAAGCCACUGCUAAGUCACAAGUUGAACGCGACGGAAAUGACCGCGGUGAGGCAGCUGAUAACUGGAUAUCGGGAAUCUGCUGCCUUUUUGCUCAGAUCCGCCGACGAGCUGGAGCAACUGUUGCUCCAGCAACCAUAGAGCUACAUUUAUAUGGCCAGCGCUCAGCCGCUUGGCUCAUAAUCACAAUAGUCGAUGGGAAAGCGAUGCGAGUAUUGGAUGUACCAACAUGCUAUGGACACUGCGAGCUCUAUUUGAUCAUCGAGAGUAACGUUGGAGUUAGAUUCAACGUAGAUUCAUUGAUAUAGUUCUUCAAGGGCGUUUGUACUCUGUCGGCAAUGCGACUUUUCUUAUAAACUUACCCUCUGCUGCAAAGUGAUCUACUUGCGCUAAACGGAUCGAUUCGAUCUAACAAAACAAGAGUGCAAAAUUGUAUUUAAACGAUAAACUAGUUUGAGAUUAAUUAGAGAAAUUAAUCGGAAUUACUUUAUAAUGGACAAAAAGAUUUCGUUGAUGAAAAGAUAAAGGUCGAGUUUGAAAUUGCGAUGCAAGCUUCAGGUUGCUAGAAAAGAGUGAUUUCUUUAUACAUCAUAAUUUGAUUAAAAAUGCCAAUAUAAAGUUAUACACACAUACAAGUUUAUAUAUAAUAUAUGCAUAUAUACACAUAUAUAUGUAUAUCUAUAUAUCUAUAUGUAUAUAUUUAUAUUUUUUACACUUUUAAUCAAAUUAUAAUGAAUCUACAUAAAGAUCGCUCUUUUCAGCAGGAAUAUACACAUACUUUCAAAUGACUUGUUAAGAAGUUUUUCCAACGUCUUUCUUACAUUGGCGCGUACAUUCUAAUUUACCGUGUCACCCUUUAAGCUUAUUAAUAAUUAAAUAAAUAUUUUGUAAUUCCUUUUUCUGUACACUCUGUUCGAAUAAUUUCUUUAAAUCUAGAAUUAGAAUGUAUCGUGGCGACUGCGCGUAAUGAAAUAUGUAUUUUUUAUUCAUUUUAUAUUUUUGUUAAAAAAGAAAAAUGAAGUUACGUGAACUUUUAAUCGGAAUUUUAGCCUCGAUUUUUGUCCUCUUACUUCAAAAAUGAUGAUAAGUAAAUCUUUUGAUGAUCUCUUUAAAAUAUAUAUCUGUUUCAAAUCAUUUUAUAUUUUUUCUGAAUCGAUUUCUGAAAAUUCUACGUAAUCGCAAUUCUUGAUGUAAAUAGUGCAAAGAAAUAAAGAAAUAAAAAAGAAAUCUUUGUUUAUUAUGAAGUAAUUCUGAAAAAGAGCGAGAGAAAGAGAUUAGUUUCCUUUAAUUAUAUAUAUAUAUAUAUAUAUAUAUAUAUAUAUAUAUAUAUAUAUAUAUAAAACUAAAAAGUAGGGUAUUUAUAAAAACUAAUUUUUAUUUUAGCGUAUAUAUAAUAUGAUUCUUUCCAGAGAGAAUUAUUUUUCUUUCUGAGAGAAAUAUAAAAGGGUAAGAAAUGUAUAUUUCAUUACGCGCGUCGCCAUAAUGCAUUUUUAAUUUUUUUUAGACUUAAGGGAACUAUUUGAACAGGGUGUGCGUAAAGAGGAAUUACGAAAUAUAUUUACUUCAUAAGCUUAAAGGAUGAUGCGAUAAAUUAGUGCGCCAAUAUAUGAAAGAUGUUGGAAAAGCUUCCGGGCGAGUCAUUCGAAAGCACGUACUGUUAAUAUAUAUUUCCAUAACGAAAAUGGAGGCGUCUUGGAACUUUUUCUUCUUUAAAUUGCAGCUGACGCUUGCAAUUUUUCCUAUUCAGAUUCGGAAGCUUCGAAAAACAGCUCGUGAGCUCCAUAAUUCUACUACAAGUAUAUUCACCGUUUUGAUGAUGGCCGGUAAAGAAGCUGUCACGUGUUCUUACAAGAAGCUAAUUUCGCUAAUCUAUUUGUUGUCGUUAUGUACAUAUGACGUAAAUUAUAUAAUACAAAUAGUUACUCUUACGCGAAAGAACAUCGAUAUUUCAUAAGAGAGCGCGAUUAAUUCGCGCGAGUGAAUCGCACUAUUCACUUCGAGAGUGGCGAAUACAUGAAAAUUUCAGAAAGCGCUUCAGAUAAAAUAUAAAAUAAUAUGAGAGAGACGUAUUGUGGCGAGAUUAUCAAAAAGUUACUUUUCGCCACUUUUGAAGUAAAUAAAUCAAGAAGAUUUUACGACAGUCAUACGUGUACAUAGAAAGAAAUGCGUUUGCGCAUUCAUACACGUGUAUAUAAUAAGUAGAUUGCAAGACAAGAUGGAUUCUUUUUAUUGGCGUCGCGUCAGAGGGUUCGUCAAAGGAAAUUGAUUAGUUGAUUAAUUGAUUAACGAUAAUUGUACAACGUGGUCGUAAUAUAGUCAGACCAGAGGCAAAGGAGCGUAGUGAUCGAGAAUAUAAUUUCGGGACCAUCUUGUCACGAUCGGACAAUACGUUAUAACCGUAUUCGUGGUCUCCGGACGCAUCACUGUGUUACCAAAGAACACUAAUUAUUAUCGUUAAUGUACCUAUAAUACUAUGUAAGGAUCGCGUUUUUUUCUUUUCGUUCAUUUUAGACGAUAUUUUUUUAAUAAAACUAUAAAAUUAUUUCCUUCGUUAACUAAUCGUACGAAGAUAAAAUAACGGCAACCAUUUGUGGAUUACGUGAUAACUGUAUAUGUCAUCUCUGAUUAUGAACUUAUCUAUUAUUUCUCUUAUUAUCAUUACACAUUGUUACACUACUAUGAUAAUUAUCAUUAUUAUAUUUUUAUUAUUAUUAUCAUUGUCACCAUAUCGUUAUCUAAUAUGAUUAAACAUUAUGAUAUUAUCGUUUACAAAUUUCGAAGAGCAAGAGAAAAGAGCGAGAUAUUUUUACAAAUAGUUUGCUCUGUCUCUCAAUAGUUCCAAUAUCAUUUUCCACUUGAAAAUUUCCGCUUGUUAAGUCUACGCUUUGUCGUUGUUUUGUACAUAGUUUAUACACAUUGUCGGAGUACAUAUACAGAUUAUAGAAAUUAAGUUGUUUAAGUAACUAGAUAUAAAAAAGAGUAUAUAUAUAUAUAUAUAUAUAUAUAUAUAUAUAUAUAUAUAUAAAUGUAAAAUAUCUCUUUAUGCGAAUGAGAUUGUGCUGAUUGCUAUCACCGUUGAACUUCAAAUGCAGAACAUUCCAAUGGGAGCAAAGCAAACAGAAGUAUAUGGAAGGAUUACAGGAUGAUAAACGAGAAAAAGUUAGAGAGAGAAUAUUAUUAGGAAAAAAAAAAAAACACAUGAGAGAGAAAGAGAGAAGUGAGAAAAAUGUAUGCAUGUGGGCAUGUGUGUGUAACGUAUAUGCGCGAACGCUGAACGUGCGCUCAUCGAAGGUUCUAUAGGAAUCACGACUUUUAUUGAUCGACGAGAAAAAGUACUUCCUUUUUCCUUUUCCGUUUGCAAGCAGAUCGCCACGGCAAAACGCGCCCGCCGUCGCGCGAUUUAACUCACAAUAAUGUUUGCGGCACAUUUUUAGUAAGAGAGUACCCAAUAAAGCGUUUCAAUUGGAAUUAUAAUUCUUACCUUUUCAAUGACUUCAAACUCGAAUACUCUUGCGAUGAUGAUACGACACAUCGCGCCAAAUACAAUUUUUCGCCCGUAUACCAUAGUAAUCGGACAUGUGUCUCUAAUCGACAUAGUGCAAUAGUCUGUAGCGAUACCGUGUAUUAUCAGUCGUCGUCACAAUCAUGUUUCUAUCAUGCACGACGUAAAUAGUCUCAGCUCAGCCCUUCCCUCCAUCCCUCCCGCCCUCCUUCCUUUCCUUCAACACCUUUCUUGUCUUAUUAAUUUCAAGCAGGCAUCAUAUUUCUUUACAAAUAUAAGCUAUCAACAGUUCAUAUCUUACCGCUAGCAUUGUACAUUUAUAUGUAAUCCACCACUCAGAUCUUUGUAGCCACAUAUUCGCAAGGACCGAGCUCCGUUUUGCGAACUACAUAUUUCUCCCUCCCCCGCGAAUCCGUCUAGCAAUAAUGUUCACUGCGCGCUCUGCUAAUAAUUGAUACUUAUGAUUACGCCGCGACGAUGAUUUAUCAUUCGUAAAAUUCGUCAAGCAAUUGGGAGGAAUUUGUUGUAUUGAAUAUUGUUCUCGAUUAUAAAUAAGAAUCGAAUCGAAUUGAUCGUGUUAUCGAUAACGUUGCCCGUUUUGAGGAAAAUCCCAUGGCACAUCCGAAAUACGAAGUAAAAGGAAAAGGGAAAGACGAAGGAGACGAAAUAGAGAAGGACUUUAUAGAGAACGAGAAAAUGUGCGACACUUAUUCUGUUCUUCUUUUUUUCCUAUGUUCGAUAAAAAAGUGUCCGUCGUGUGUACCUUAAUUCGCCUACGCGGAAGUGCAGUUCAUAUAUAGUCGCGAAUUGGUGUAUAUUGAUUAAAGAAAAAAAAAAAAAUAUGUAUUUGUUCCUAAAGAAAUGAUAAGAGUAGUAUAAUAUAAUAUACUGUCAAAAAAUAUUAAUAUUAAUAAUAACGAUAAUUUGAUGGUACAUACUUUUCUUAUAAGUAACAUUAUACAUUACGAUUAUUGUAGAGUUGGUACGGUUCUUGAGGAUGCCUUGCCUGUAAAUGUAACACACGUUAAAUGAAAAAAAAAAAAAUCUUAUUACCUUGUAAAUGUUUUACCAAAUAUAAUCCGAUUAUUCAACUUA
Molecule: messenger RNA, 7327 nt
Organism: Cataglyphis hispanica
Lineage: Eukaryota; Metazoa; Arthropoda; Insecta; Hymenoptera; Formicidae
Product: nucleolar protein 4-like
Exons: 9
Coding region: 1303-2871 (522 amino acids)
Source: RefSeq, a predicted model, not a curated record